Messenger RNA from Paramecium primaurelia, 800 nucleotides. NCBI's taxonomy places the organism in Eukaryota, Ciliophora, Oligohymenophorea, Peniculida, Parameciidae. The record is from the annotation of a GenBank genome assembly.
AGUUAAUGAAUUAACCAAAGAAUAACAUAAUAUUAACAGAUGAUCAACAUGAAAAAAUAGAAUAAUUGUUACUUAAGGUUCAAGCAGAAGUUCCAAAUUUAGUAAGGGAAAAUCUAAUUUAAAAAUAUUAGAAUAAGGAUCAUUUAAUUAGAUUAAUGAUUGCUAGAGAAUGGAAGGUAAAUGAUGCAUUUGAAUAAUGGAAAAGAUGGGUUGAAUGGAGAAAACAAUAUAGAGCAGAUGAUAUCAAAAUUGAAGAAAUUUAAUAAGAGAUUGAUUUAAGAAAAGCUUUUUGGAAUGGAGUUGAUAAAUUUGGAAAUCCAUGUUUAAUUAUUAAAACAAAGAGACAUUUCCCUGGUUAAAGUAAUCCUGAAACACUCAUAAGAUUUUUUUUGUAUAUAAUUGAUUAAGGAAUUCAGAAAGCAGAUUUAGCUGGAACUGGUAGAAUUAGUGUAAUUUGGGAUAGAGAAGGUGUUACAUCAAAGAAUUUUGACACAUCAAUGUUUACAAUAAUGAAGAAAGUAGUAACUUUAGUUUAAGAUAAUUAUGCAGAGAGAUUAAAUUAAUUAUUUAUACUAUAUCCAAAUUUCUUAGUUAAAUCUAUUAUGACUGUUAUUAAACCAUUCCUAAGUGAGAAAACAAAAUCUAAGAUAAUAUUAUGUAAUCAGAUGAAGGAUCUACAAUAAUAUGUUGGUGAGAAUUAUUAGAUUUCUGAUAAUUUAAUUUAUGAGAAUGUUGAAUAAGUAUAAGGAUAGUACAAUGAAGAAAAUUAAAAUUAAAUAGAAGAGAUUAUAAAUUAAUGA